Messenger RNA from Arctia plantaginis, 627 nucleotides. Lineage: Eukaryota; Metazoa; Arthropoda; Insecta; Lepidoptera; Erebidae. The record is from the annotation of a GenBank genome assembly.
AUGACUGCCAAAACUGAAGUUGGCGUUGGACCGUCCGAAACGACUGUUAAGAAAGACAAAGAGGUGUUAGUGGUCCAGGAUCAAGGACUCUUUACGUUUGAAACUGCGGACACUUACGACGGUUGUUUUGAAGCUAAAAAGAAAGAUCGCAUUGCUAAAAUGCAUGGUGUCGGUGUAUACACAACAGCAGAAGGUGACAUUUACACUGGAACUUGGGACAAUGACAAACUCGGUGCAAACUUAGAUGUUCGGAUACAGUAUAGCGAUGGCUCCCGAUACGAAGGAUUGUUCAAAGAGUGGUGCUAUAAUAAUCGAGGAAAAUAUAUUUAUCCUGAUUCAAGUUUAUUGGAAUGCGAAUUUCUUGAGAACUGCCCUGUAGGAAAGCUAAAACUGAUUGAUCCAAAUGGACAUGUCUGGUUAGGUAAAGCGGAACAGGGAUACGGUUGGCUUAGUCCCGUCAACCAUUAUUUUGACAUGUUGGAGAAAUCUCGAGAUUCUAGUAGAACAAAGAAAUCGAAAAAGCCUGAACAGGAUACUGUUAAAAGUCGUAGAGUAUCUUUAUCUCCAACAAAACCAUCCUCUCCAACGAAAACGUCUUCGUCGCCAACAAAACCAAAGAAAAAAUAA